Molecule: messenger RNA, 337 nt
Organism: Rangifer tarandus platyrhynchus (Svalbard reindeer)
Lineage: Eukaryota; Metazoa; Chordata; Mammalia; Artiodactyla; Cervidae
Source: the annotation of a GenBank genome assembly
GGAACACCUCCUGUAUGGCCAGAACAGUGCCUACCAGAACAUCGCACACUACCGCCCUAUUUCCAACAUCUCCAGAAGCUCCCUGGGCCUGUCCUAUUAUCCCACAUCCUCCUCCACCUCGAGUGUGUCCUCGUCUUCAUCUUCGGCCCCUUCAUGGCUCACCCGCCGAGCCAUCCGGCCUGAAAAGCAGGCCCCUGGGGCUGCCGGCCUGGGCCAGGAUCGCCAGGUCCCGCUCUGGGGCCAGGUGCUGCUGUUCCUGGUCUUUGCUGCCUUCCUGCUCUUUGUUUACUACUCCAUGCAGGCCGAGGAUGGCAACCCCUUCUGGGCAGAGCCCUAA